ACUUGAGGCAUUGAAAGCGUUUCAUGCGUUGAUACAGUCUAAGCAUUUGUUGGAUAAUUCGAAAUGCACUCAGAUUGCACCGAUUGCAGAGCAGUACGCCGGUUCCUACAAAUUGAACAAAAAAGCUAUGGAGAGAGCAACACAAGAUGAAGCUUUUUUAACCCAACUUAUUGCGAAAGAAACAAAACAACAACAAAUUAAUGAGGUACCAGUAGCACCAGAACAUACAGAUGAAAAUGCUGUCGACAAAAACAAUGCAGACAAGGCAGUAUUUUUGUUAUUGGAAAUGUACCGAGAAAGAGAAGAAGAUUUCUCUACUGGAUUAAAGCGUAGCAAUAAAAUCUGGACUGAAAUUGCUGCUGAGAUGAAAGAGGCGAAUUCUUCAUAUGAAGUGACAGGUCAGCAAUGUGCGUCCAAAAUGUCUGGUUUAAAGCGGACAUAUAAAAAUAUUGCUGAUUUAAAUAAGAAAAGCGGAAAUCAUAAAAAUCGUUGA
Mycetomoellerius zeteki is the source of this 493-nucleotide messenger RNA. RefSeq lists its product as uncharacterized. Bases 128 to 493 code for a protein of 121 amino acids. The record is from RefSeq and is a predicted model, not a curated record. NCBI's taxonomy places the organism in Eukaryota, Metazoa, Arthropoda, Insecta, Hymenoptera, Formicidae. The transcript has 5 exons.